This is a messenger RNA of Cherax quadricarinatus, 573 nucleotides long. The record is from RefSeq and is a predicted model, not a curated record. Lineage: Eukaryota; Metazoa; Arthropoda; Malacostraca; Decapoda; Parastacidae.
GGACAUGGACAUACAAAUCGUGGUUCACUAACAAGAGAACGCAGUGAAACUUCAGAAGCAAGUGAAGUUACAGAAGUUGCCUCGUGUCCUACUGGGGUAGAUGGCUGCCGCGGCAAUGGAGGCCAGAUCUGCAGUGGGCACGGGAAGUGCUCAUGUGGUCAUUGUCAGUGCAACUCUGAUUACUAUGGCAGCACAUGCCAGUGUAGUGAUUACACUGUGAUCUGUAAGUUUUUUUUAUAUGACGGAAUGGUUUGUGGUGGACCAAGUCGUGGACAGUGUCGUUGUGGAGGGUGUGUAUGUCGACCUGGCUAUGUCGGAGAAGCUUGCAACUGCCCCACUCAAACUCAGACAUGUAUCCUACCAGGGAAUAAUAGUAUAUGCUCAAAUAAAGGGACUUGUGUGUGUGGAAGAUGUAGCUGUGGAGAUGGAUUUAAAGUAUGUACUGUGAGGAUUUCAGCCUAUGCAGCUGGAGUAUGUGAAAAGCUGAAGCCUUGUGUUCUCUGUAAAGCCUGGAAGUGGGAGCUGUCUACAUGUGAUCAGUGUCAGAUCACAGUCACUAUGUGGAUAUUCUUG